CUCCACCAUGUAUAAAAUCUUAUCACUUUGACCAUAAAUGUGCAUGCAUAUGAAAUGAUGAAGUAAUUGGAGACAGAGGUCCAGUGUUUGAAAACUUGAAGGACAGAAAUUGAAUUUGGAUGAGGAAUGUAUAAUGAACUUUUGAUAUGCAAAAAAAAGUCCUGUCAUGGAGCAGAAUACUACAGCUCAGCAGUGGUGUUGGUGUGUGAUAGUAUUUUUCAUUUUCCUUGGUGAACACAAACACAUCUUCAACAUGCCUUUUAUGGUUGGCCGAGCACCAAUUAGGAGGACAAAGGAAUAUUUAGAAAAAGGGCGACUUGUAUUUAAGGACAUGGUUAAGGUGGUGACAAUCAACUAUAACACUAAAGGCAAUGCCCAUGAAGGAGCAAGGGACUUUGUAUUCUGGUACCUUCCACAGAUUAUGUAUAAAAAUCCCGAUGUUCAGAUUAUUGGGCUGAAGAACAUGACUCCUACACCUUUCAUCCGAACUUGGCUGGACAGUGGAGCAGAGGUUCUAAUGGAUAUUGACAGUAAAAAUAAGGAUGAAAUACUAAGUCACUUGACAAGAAUCUUGGGAAAAUCAGAGAAAACAUUAGAAGAAGAAGCAAUACAGAAAGAAAAAAAAGAUAAUCCAGCAAAUUUUGGCAGAGGUUGUGAUCGUCACUGCAUCUGUGAGAUACCCGGGCAAGUCCCUUGUCCAGGAGUUGUACAGCUUCCCAAAUCCAUGCGUGGAAAAUUCAACAAUUUUGGAUUAAAUAAAAGUUAAGUCUGACUAACAUUGGCAUUGUACAAAUGUCUACAAGUUAGUACUGAAAGAAUGGCAGUGUCAGAUGUAGGUGGGUUUGCAGUUGUAUUUUUACUUUUAUAAUGUUAUCUGAAAACCACAGACUGAAAAUACCGACAAUUUUAAAAUUGUUUACCUUUGUUUAAUGGU
Limulus polyphemus (Atlantic horseshoe crab) is the source of this 934-nucleotide messenger RNA. RefSeq names its product probable 28S ribosomal protein S25, mitochondrial (gene mRpS25). The record is from RefSeq and is a predicted model, not a curated record. The transcript has 5 exons. NCBI's taxonomy places the organism in Eukaryota, Metazoa, Arthropoda, Merostomata, Xiphosura, Limulidae. Gene Ontology annotation, molecular function: structural constituent of ribosome. The coding region runs from base 167 to 766 and encodes 199 amino acids. Gene Ontology annotation, cellular component: mitochondrion.